AUGACUCUGAGUCAGUUGGAUAUGACUCAGAGUCAGUUGGAUAUAACUCAGAGUCAGAACCUGUUUGAUAUGAAUCAGUUGGAUAUGACUCUGAUUUCAGGUUCCAGUUCCUCUUUUGGGGUGAUCCAGUCUCCACCCAGCAUCUCACUAAAUGAAGGCGGUCGUGUUCAGAUCUCCUGCUGCUGGAACAUCAGCAGCUCUGGAUUCAAAAUCAAAUGGUUUCAAUACAGCAGAGUUCUGAAUAAAACACACAUCAACACAACAAUACGUGACAACUGUUCCACGUUAUCUAUACCAAACGCUGCUGAAGAUGAUGCAGGAUUUUAUUAUUGUGAGGUGACAAAAGACAUUCCCAAACUGCUGAAGGUGAAUGGAACAGGAACCCAUGUGACAAUCCAGGGAACAAACGGCAGCUCCACCUGUACGACUCCGCCUGGUCCCACCGCAGGACCCCAGGAGGCCGGACCGCUCUUAGUACCCAUGCUGGGGUCCGUCACCGCCGCCGCCCUGCUGAUCUUAUCCAUCUGUGUGUGUGUGACUGUGUGGAUGAAAAUAAAGGGCUGCAAACAAACAGAGAGGAUGGUGAUCAGGGAAGGACCACCGAGUGAGGAGGAGAGUCCAGAACACCUGGAAGAGGAUGGGCAGAGUUCAGGAGGAUCCAGAGGAUCCACACAGUGGUACAUGGUUCCGGUGUACGAGUCCUACUUCGAUCUGCAGAGGAGCCGGGAUCAGCUGUCUGAAAAGCCAAACAUCGACUCAAGCAAACAUGCUAACACAGAUACAAAAACGCAGCAGUAAUCACGCUCAGGCUAGCAACAUACCUAAACGCUAAUGUCGCCGCGAGACCAGCGCAGUCUCCUCAAACCAGCUCUGGCUCUACGUGAUGUUCAUGAAACUGCUUUGCUCUGACAGACCGGAGAUAAACACUCUCAAGCUACUGACAUCGAUCAGUCUCUGCUGUGCUAUCAACUAGCCGGGCGCCCACACUCCAUUUGAACAGUCCCUUGCUGGUCGGUCGAAGCACCUACGCUAGCAGCGGUUAAUCCAAAAUUCCAAGACCUAAUUGAGACCUAAUUGCUGGCUGGUGAAAAGAAGUGGCCAGUGACUACACGCUAUAGCAACCACCCUCCUCAGCCAGCGUGAGGAAGCAAGGGCAGUGCUAGUCGACAAAUAGCUGCUAGCGAUGCCAGGAACGCAGUUUGUGCUAAUCCUGCACCGUUAAAUUGGUCUUGUGUAGCUGGAAGCAUUUGAGUACGUGUCUAGUCUUAGCUGAUACGCCUUAAGGUUCGAAUGCUAACACAGAUAAUAACAAACAACAGUAACAGAAUAGUCAGCAUAGUUUGGCUAGCAAAUGUGGCUUAGCAUGCGAAGUCAGAUAGCUGUUUGUUGUUAGAUUUGUUAGCAUUAGUUAGCUUAAAGUGUCAGUUUAAUUUUACAUGCUGACUAGAAGAUGCUACUGUUUUUCUACUGGCCACAUUAGCAGUGCUAAUAUACAUAUUGCUGGAAUACAGGCAUGCUUAAACUAACACAAUGCUAGCGUAGCUUGGCUAGCUAACGUAUUUAACAAUGCUAAGAUCGGCCGCUGUUUUGCUGUUAUUAUAAAAUAUAUAAAAAUAAAUUAUCUAAAGAUGUAACAUAGGUUAGUUUAGCAUUAGCAACUUUAGCUGUUGUUUGCCAAAAGUUGUAUUCACACUGCUUAGGAGUUUGCUAACAUAGCACAGUGAUGCUAAAAUGCUAACAACUCAUCAAUAAAAAAGUUUAAAAACA
Molecule: messenger RNA, 1767 nt
Organism: Trichomycterus rosablanca
Lineage: Eukaryota; Metazoa; Chordata; Actinopteri; Siluriformes; Trichomycteridae
Exons: 5
Coding region: 1-798 (265 amino acids)
Biological process (GO): B cell differentiation; B cell receptor signaling pathway
Cellular component (GO): external side of plasma membrane; B cell receptor complex
Source: RefSeq, a predicted model, not a curated record